AUGAAUGCAAACGAGUGGAUAAAGGUUUUAGUAAGAGCAUCCAUGUGCUUUUUUGGAAUCCUUGGUAACAACUGGCUGGCUUUUCGUUCCAUACCGAAAUCCAGAUCUCAGCUCCGAACAAACGACAUCCUAUUUGUCAACUUGGCUGUAUCUAAUCUGAUCACCAAUUACCUGGUGGACCUACCAGACACCUUAGACUUUGUAGUCCACUGGACCAGAAGAUAUUGCACUGUGUUCAGUUUCUGCUCCAACCUCUCGGAGACCAGCAGCAUCUUGACUACCAUGUUCAUAACUGUGUACUGGCAUCAGAAGCUCGUGGGCUCUCUGAAGCGUGGAGGAGCUCCUGUGCAAAUGGAUAACCUCUGCCUCAUCACAGCACUGCUGACAGGGAGCUGGGCGUUUGCCACCAUCUUCAGCAUUCCUCAUUUCUUCUUCAUCUCUACAGGCAUCUUGAACCAAAGCUUCGAUGACUGCAUGGAACAAGAUUCAUCCCAAGAGGCCAGGCAAGCCUAUGAGAUGGUGUACCUUGCACUGGCAAAUCUUGCACCAAUCAUUGGGAUCGUUUUUGCAAGCAUUCAAAUUGCAGUCACGCUUGUACAAAACGAGAGACGGAUCAAAAACUCCACAAACGUGUUCAAUAGAGGAGGAAAUACCAAGAUAAAGAAGGCUCCAGAACCCACGUCCAAAGAUCUGACUUCAAAUGCUGCAAAUAAUGUCCAAGACCAACGACAAGGGGUCCAAAAGUCUAAAGACAAAACCAGCUCCUCCACUGGUAAUCAGGUGAGAGCUGCCAAAAGUGUGGUGACAGUGGCCACCGUUUUCCUGAUCUGCUGGCUAACACAUCUCACGCUCAGCAUAACCAUCACCGUUUAUGAUUCCAUCAUAGUAGCAGAAAUGAUCAGCUAUAUAGGAGGAACCUACACAUGUAUAAUACCUUAUAUGUACUUGCAUGGUGUAAAGAAAUUGAACUGCUCCUCCAAAGGCUGA
Molecule: messenger RNA, 987 nt
Organism: Hemibagrus wyckioides
Lineage: Eukaryota; Metazoa; Chordata; Actinopteri; Siluriformes; Bagridae
Product: alpha-1A adrenergic receptor-like
Exons: 1
Coding region: 1-987 (328 amino acids)
Biological process (GO): G protein-coupled receptor signaling pathway
Cellular component (GO): membrane
Molecular function (GO): G protein-coupled receptor activity; peptide binding
Source: RefSeq, a predicted model, not a curated record